AUGUACCGAGGAUCGCUGUUGAAAAUUCCAUGCUACAGACUAAUGUUUUUCAAUGGAAUUAUCGAUAUUGUCGAAUUAAUGGUGACUUCUAACAUUAUGGCGUUUUUUCAUUUCACGGGCGCUGUUUUUUGUUCUUCGAUGGUACUCAGCUGGAUAAUGGGUCAUCUUGGAUAUAGUAAGCUUGAGCGAUCACGUUAUCACACAAACACACCAUCGCUUUUGUGCACAAAUUACACAGUAACAUACAAUACGUUUGCUAUAGCUAGCCAAAUAAUUAAAUCACCGUUUUCCAUCAAAUCUCUGCAAGAGCAAGAAUAUGAAAAUCACAAAACGCUUAUUGGUUGUGAAUGGAAACUACAAGGAUAUGCUUCAAUGAAUGAAAGGGGAAGUGUUAUUUGUAAAGAGAACUAA
Cylicocyclus nassatus is the source of this 411-nucleotide messenger RNA. NCBI's taxonomy places the organism in Eukaryota, Metazoa, Nematoda, Chromadorea, Rhabditida, Strongylidae. The record is from the annotation of a GenBank genome assembly.